Pistacia vera is the source of this 734-nucleotide messenger RNA. Its product is annotated as NAC domain-containing protein 104-like. Bases 27 to 623 code for a protein of 198 amino acids. Gene Ontology annotation, molecular function: DNA binding. The record is from RefSeq and is a predicted model, not a curated record. Lineage: Eukaryota; Viridiplantae; Streptophyta; Magnoliopsida; Sapindales; Anacardiaceae. Gene Ontology annotation, biological process: system development; regulation of DNA-templated transcription. The transcript has 3 exons.
UAUUUUUAUUUUUUUUUUCUUGAAACAUGGGAGAUAACAUUAAUGUUAAUGUUAAUCUACCACCUGGGUUCCGUUUUUAUCCAACUGAUGAAGAGCUUCUUGUCCAUUUCCUUCAACGUAAGGCAGCUCUCUCAGCUUGUCAUCCUGAUGUCAUUCCCGACCUUGAUCUCUAUCCUUAUGAUCCAUGGCAACUUAAUGGAAAAGCUUUAGCUGAGGGAAACCAAUGGUAUUUCUAUAGUCGAAAGACUCAAAACCGGAUCACAAGUAAUGGAUUUUGGAAGGCAACAGGCAUUGAAGAAGCAGUAAUUACAAGAGCUAACAGGAAAAUUGGAAUGAAGAAAUAUUUUGUAUUCCAUCUUGGAGAACCUCCAUCCGGUGUUAAAACUAACUGGAUAUUGCAGGAAUACGGUCUCUCUGAUUCUGCUGCUUCUAAUACUGGUAGUAGUAAUAGUAGGUCGUCUUCUAAAAGAAGAGGACAUUUAAAAACAGAUUUCAGUAAAUGGGUCAUCUGUCGAGUUUAUGAAAGGAAUUGUGAUGACGAUGAAGCUGGAACAGAACUCUCAUGCUUGGAUGAAGUAUUCUUAUCGUUAGAUGAUCUUGAUGAAAUUAGUUUGCCAAAUUAGCUCCAAUCAAUUGAGAUCUUAAUGGUCCAAGACAAAGGAUUUAUCUAAAUGCACAAUCGCAUCGUUCCAAUGAGUGAUAUGAUGUAUGUUCCAACAAAAAAAAAAAAAAAA